Messenger RNA from Closterium sp. NIES-67, 1138 nucleotides. The record is from the annotation of a GenBank genome assembly. Lineage: Eukaryota; Viridiplantae; Streptophyta; Zygnematophyceae; Desmidiales; Closteriaceae.
AUUCGUCACAAGUUGCGCAAUCCGAACAUGGCACGCAUUCAGCUAGAAAGGUCUGGAGAUCCUGAUGCCCUCGGAAGGCAGGAGCGCGUCGUCCAGCGCCUGCUCAACCGGUUCCAGGCCACCAAGUACAACGGCAACAACUACUUCAUCGGCAAGCUGUACCUCAUGGAUUGGGUGGAUGUCCCAGAGAACAUCCUGGCCCUUGAUUUCGGAUGUGAUUCAAGACGUGCUGGUGUUUUGGAAGUUGAUUAGGGCUUGUCUUUAUGUUGGAUGAAGAGGAAUCUGACUUGGGGGAAUCUGACUCGGGAACAUCACCUGCGAAUCUCACGUGGGAAUCUGACCUGGGAAUCUGACUUGGGAUUCUGACCUGGGAAUGUGACGUGGGAAUCUGACAUGGGAAUCUGACUUGGGAAUUUGACAUGGGAAUCUGACCUGGGAAUCGGACCUGUGAAUCUGUCUCGGGUAUGUAACUUGGGAAUCUGGCUUGGGAAUCGGACUAGGGAAUCUGACUCAGGAACCUGACAUGGGUGUCUGACUCCGGAAUCUGACUCAGUAAUUUGUCUCGGGGCAUCUGACUUGGGAAUUUGGCUUGGGAAUCUGAGCUGGGAAUCUGACUUGGGAAUCUGACUGGGGAAUCUCACUUGGGAAUCUGACUCGAGAACCCGACUUCUGAAUCUGACACGGGAAUCUGACUUGGGAAUCUAACGUGGGAAUCUGACCUGGGAAUCUUACUUGGGAAUCGAACUAGGGAAUCUGACAUGGGAAUCUGACUUGGGAAUCUGAACUGGGAAUCUGAACUGGGAAUCUGACUUGGAAAACUGACCUGGGAAACGGACGUGUGAGUCUCUCGGGUAUGUGACUCGGGAAUCUGACUUGGUUAUCUGACUGGGGAAUCUGAUUUGGGAAUCUGACCUGGGAAUCGGACCUGUGAAUCCGUCUCGGGUAUGUGACUCUGGAGUCUGACUCGGAAAUCUGACUUGGGAACCAGAGUCGGGAAUCAGACUUGGGAAUCUGACUUGGGAGAGUGACUUCGGAAUCUGACAUGGGAAUCUGACUUGGGAAUCGGACCUGUGAAUCUGUCUUGGGAAUUUGACUCAGGAAUCGGACUUGGGAAUCUGACUUCGGAAUCUGACAUGGG